This is a messenger RNA of Ipomoea nil (Japanese morning glory), 1029 nucleotides long. RefSeq lists its product as uncharacterized. Bases 188 to 778 code for a protein of 196 amino acids. The record is from RefSeq and is a predicted model, not a curated record. The transcript is spliced from 7 exons. Lineage: Eukaryota; Viridiplantae; Streptophyta; Magnoliopsida; Solanales; Convolvulaceae.
CUUCCUCAUCAAAUCCCCGCCUCAAAUAUUUGUCGCUUUCACGAUCUGCAGCUAUCUACCUUUCCUGCCAUUUUCUAGUUUCUACUCUACGAAGCUUCUCUUUCACGUCUUCUUCAAAUCCCAAAACCUAACCCUAAAUUUCACUUGAAUCUCCCCUCACGAGCACAAAUACAACCAACGUUUACAGAUGGCUACCAAACCACUAACUAGUGAGGCAAUUGCACUAACGGAGAAGAAAAUGGAAAUGACACUAGAUGACAUUAUCAAAAUGUCCAAGAAUAAUUCAAACAAGUCUAAGAGGAAAAGAGUUUCGAAUAGAAGCCAAAAAACUUUUAAUAAUGCUGCUCAAGAUAAAUCUGCAAAGAUUCGGAAGUUCAUGGACACAAGGUCCUCUCUUAGACAGGGGGCUCUUGCUCAGAGGAGAUCAAGUUUUCAGGGAAAUCAGUUUCCUUUGGCAACUGAAGCAGCUAAAAAAGCUGCCACUGCUCCUAUUCGCAGUAGAGCCUUCAGCAGAAACAGGAAUGGCAAUAUGAAUAAAAAGAGGCUUGCUGCUCCACUGGUUCAGAGGAAUGUUGCAAAUGGAGGUGGCUUCAGUGUUAAGCAGCAGCAGCAGCAGGAAAUCAAGUUUAUGUCACAACAAAAGCCUCAGACAUUGGAUUCACUGUUUGCAAAUAUGAAGGAACAAAGGAUGAAGACCUCUCAACAGACAAAUGGUGCAAGAAAAAAUGGACGUAGCCAGCAUCAGGCGCCAUGGAUAAGAGGCCGUUUUGGCAAUUGAUAGAGAUACUAAACUACCGACGGGGAGUGAGAAGGGGGACAGUAGUGUCCUUUACAAGUAGUUCUGAGACUUUGGUUGCCUUGAACAAUGAAUGAUAAUUGUGGCUUGCUGCUUUGUAGUUUCUGGUGACCCCAAUUGAUAUCUUUCCCUUGCAAUGAAUGUAUAGAAUAUACUUACUAUUUUUAUAUCUGUAUUUUAAUUAUCUGUGGAUAAGCCAACUUUCGAUUUGCUAGCAUAGCUUAACUUUUGCC